This is a messenger RNA of Formica exsecta, 7792 nucleotides long. RefSeq names its product rho guanine nucleotide exchange factor 11 (gene RhoGEF2). Gene Ontology annotation, molecular function: guanyl-nucleotide exchange factor activity; G protein-coupled receptor binding. Gene Ontology annotation, biological process: G protein-coupled receptor signaling pathway. Gene Ontology annotation, cellular component: cytoplasm. NCBI's taxonomy places the organism in Eukaryota, Metazoa, Arthropoda, Insecta, Hymenoptera, Formicidae. The record is from RefSeq and is a predicted model, not a curated record. The transcript has 28 exons. The coding region runs from base 841 to 5961 and encodes 1706 amino acids.
UAUCGGUACAUCUAACAAGCUCGUCGAUAAACGUGAUGGAAAAGAAACAUCGAGUUUUAUGUAUCCGAUAAAAGAGUUCGUUUUCUGGAGAUGAAAAUGUCAGUUGUAACUCACGUUUUCCAUUGGAUAUCGAACUGUCACACAUGGCACAUGGGGGGAAUGCGAUGUGAAUCCGCCAUAAUCGCAUCCUGCGUACUGUGUGUGUACUGUGUAGUGACCCAUGCAUCGCUAAGAUGGCUGUCACUUGUUAGUAGCGUAAUUCCUCUUCGUAUUCGAUGCGUAUUUCGCAAAAGAAGUCGCGUUCCGUUCGUUCGCGUGGCGGUACCGCGUGCCGCUCGUUUUUGCGAUUCGUGCAUCUUGGACAUCCGGAAUCGCCCUCUUGAGAUACUUGGCGCUUAAACGCCCCGCGUUUGUGGGAUGCUGUGCGCGUGAAAGGCGGAACGGUUUGCCCGUCCACACCAGCCAUGUUCAUCGAGUGUCCUUUUAUUGUGACAACGUGAUAUAAUAUUUACGCCCGAUUGCUCGGCCGAAGGGAUUCUUGCGCGCGCAUCCACGGCACUUUGUGGUUUUUUUUUCAUAAACGAUCCCUUCUCGUCUUGUCUCAUCUUGUGUGGUGUCGCGUCGCGUCGCGUCGUCUCGUUUCGUCUCUUUUCGUCGCGUAUCGUCUCUUUUCGUCUCUCCUCGCCUCGUCCCGCUUCGUCUCGUUUCGUCUCAUCUCAUCUCGUCUCGUCUCUCGUCCAGUUGAAACUUCUUGUUAGCGUUUACUUGCUGUCAUCAAGUAUAGAUUAAAUGAAAGGUCGGUAGCAACAGUGGUGAGGCGGGGUGGAGCUCGAAGAAGGGAUGAAUGGAACGGCAGCGCUGCGGCGCAGCGUCGGGGCUGGUCAGGCAGGCGCCAUCAGUGGUGGAGCCAUUGAACCAGCACCUAUCGCCACUCUUGUUAUAUACAAGGAUGAUGCUGGAUUCGGAAUGAAAGUUUCUGGCGACAAUCCAGUCUACGUUCAAUCCGUAAAAGAAGGUGGCGCAGCAGCAAGAGCCGGUCUUCAUGCAGGUGACAAGAUAAUCAAGGUGAAUGGAGUCAACGUGAUGCAGUCUACACAUACGGAUGUGGUCCACCUCAUAAAAUCAUCAACGCAAGUGGUAUUAACGGUGCAGCAGAAACCAGUGGCAGCGACGAGCGCGGUGACAGUGACAGGGACAGCGACAGCAACAGCAACGACAGCUUCCGGUUUGCAAGUCGGAAUAGUAGGCGCCGCAGCGAGUCAACAGCAUCAACGUCCUGUCAGUUUGUCGGCGGCCGGAAACAUGUCACCCUCACAAGCGACCAUCUCUCUUCACAGAGCAUCCACUGCACCGGCGGGCAGUGCUUCGUGUAAUGCUCGAAUCACGGGUCCACAACCGGUCGAUCUUGAAAAGAAGCGCCAAUUGGAAACACAAAGAGUUCACACAUUCCAGCUUAUGUUGGAGAAAGAACAAAGUUAUGUAGAUAAGUUACGGAGCGAGUUGGCGAAAGCUGGCACCGGUAAUGGAAACGUCAAUAUCGCGACUUUACAAACAGAGCUAGCGGGUGCCGAAAGAAGAGUGCGCACCUUGCAGGAACAGCUCGCAGCGAUUAGCACGAGUAAUGAACAGCUUUGCUCGUUGGUAACAAACACCUCGUGCUCCUCGGGCUAUUAUCCACUUUCAAAUAACGGCAGUGGCACAGACGUGCCACCCCCACUGCCAUCGCGUAAAUCCUUAUCCAUGCAAAGUCUCUCUCCACCGCCUUUGCCUCCCAGACCUCCACCCGCCGCAAAUACGCAAAACACAGCCCAGCCGGAGCUGGACCGACAUCUGUUGACUCAUUUAACGCCCUCAACCGUCAGUCACAGUAUUCCUAACUCUUUUUCCCAGGAUGCCAAUUUGAGCGCUUCAAACGCGCUCACCAAACAUCAACGAACAAAAUCGAGUCCGGAACAAUUAGGAACUACAGCGAUAUCUCCGUCAGAAGCUAGUAGACGAUUGAUCGCAUCUGAAUCAAUGAGUGAUCUAUCACCUCCAAGACAUCUUAAACACAAUGAUAUCGAUGUCAAUGAAUUACCACGUAUUACUCCACCGGGGACACCUCCGCCACCAUAUCCAGCCCCCAUUUUAGGACAAGAUAUUUUUUCGUCUACACCAAAUGAUGCACUUGCAACUGAUAUCAUUCCUGGAUUGCCAGCAUUUCAACAGCCAAUUAUGUCAAUGGAAGAAGAUGAUGUUAGUGAUCAGGAAAUUGGUCAAUUGGAAGAUCACGGACCAUUCCAAUCUUUAUCCAGGCUGUGGGGACAUCAUGCACACCUUGCUGUAUUUAUUAAUUAUGUUUUAUCUAAUAGCGAUCCUUCUAGCCUGUUAUUUUAUUUGAUAACGGAUUUAUAUAAGGAGGGAAAUGCCAAAGAAAUGAGAAAAUGGGCAUACGAGAUUCAUUCUAGUUUCCUAGUACCUGGUGCGCCAUUACGUCUGCAUAAUGUAGAUGAAAAUGUUGCGAAUGAAAUAGACGACGUUCUCUUGAAGGAAUCUGAUAAAGAAGAAAUUCUUAGAAAGAUAUUUUGGAAAGCACGUAAUAGAGCGAAGGAAGAAUUGAACGAACAACUGACACAUUUCCAACAAAAAAGAACCGCAGGAUUGGCCACGAUCUUUGGCCCGACCGAUAUUUCGCUUGAUGAGAGCAUAUCUGACAAAACGCGUGAAACAAAAAUUAUUGAAACAUACCUGCUGCCAAAGAUGGAACCUUAUUUGGAGGAUAUAGAGAAGGAACAUGUGGAUUUGCGGCUAUUCACGACAGCAGCUGGUCUAGCUACAAUAUUGAUAAAGAUAUUUCAAUUGCGACCAGUAUGGGCUGAUCGAGUGCCUACUUUUGUCGCAAAAGAUAAAUCCAACAUCAAAGCACGGCUGCUUACUGGAAAAACGCGUAAAAUGACGAUCAGAGGACAUCAUUUCGUGGCACAUCAAUACUUCACGAUAACUUACUGCAAUCAUUGUCAACUUAUCAUUGGUGGUAUCGGCCCUCAAGGAUAUUUAUGUAGUGAUUGUUCUCUCAGCGUACAUCGACAAUGUGUUCGUGUGGUAGAGGAAAAUUGCCCGGGUCCUUUGGUGCGAAAAGAAAGAGCCAAUGAUAGAAUCAGUAAACUGAUGGAGCGUAUUCGACCCGAGAGGAAACCUCCAUCUCAUCAUCACCAUCAUUCUCAGAACCAUAUAUUACAUUUAGACAAAAUCAAAAGAAAUGAAGAAGAUUCCGGUACAUUAACGGAUGGAGAAAAUGGAGAACAGCGGUCAAGCAGUAUAGCCGGAAAUGCUCGUAGCAGUUGUGAAAGGUCGCGAAUUUCCGGUUUAGGAGGAAUUAACGAUCAUACCGAUAACAUGGACAAUCCUUCAUCACGAGAAGAUAUUUCCGAAAUGGUCCAGCAAAAUAUUUCCAGUAAGCCAAAGACGUCAAACAUCAACAGGUCUGAAAGUUACAAGGAGCGGAUACAUCAUAAGCGGCAACUGAGAGAAAAGAGGAAGACCAGCGAUCCGAAUCUCUCCAAAACAAAAGUCGGUUCCAGCGAUUGCGAACCUUCCGGAACCUUUCCCGGGAAUUCGGCCGGCAGUUCAUCAAACAGCAGCCUAUCGACUAGGAGUCUGGAUAGUCCCAGUACCAGCCUGGAGCAGGUACAUCCCACCACAUCGGCGGCAAACGCUUCAACUUCGUGGGACAGUGACGUCGAUGUCGAGGCUGAUCCGCCGGAUUGGAGCCAGGCUGUCAGCGAGGACGUUCUCACACAACUCAGCAAUUCAGAGAAAAAGAGACAGGAUGUUAUUAACGAAUUAUUUCACACCGAACGUUCCCACGUUCGCGCGUUGAAAGUGCUUUCGCACGUCUUCCACAAACCUUUGUUGGAGUCCCAAGUGCUGCCGUUGGAUCAGAUUCAGCUGCUUUUCUCCAACUUGGACGAGAUGUUGAUGAUCCAUUCGCGCUUCAACCAGUCGAUGAAACGAAAGAAGAAGGAGAACCCAUGUGUAGGCGACGUGGGUGAACUUCUGCUAGAGAUGUUUGACGGUGAGGCCGGCGAGGCGUUUGAGAAGGCUGCGUCGACUUACUGCGCUAAGCAACAAGUUGCCUUGGACGCUUUGCGCGAUCGUCGACGCAAGGAUUCCAAGCUGAACGCUUUCCUGAACGAGGUGGAAGCGAAUCCAUUGUGCCGCCGGCUUCAGUUGAAAGAUCACAUACUCACCGGUAUGCUGCGACUCACCAAGUACCCGUUGCUAUUCGAAAACCUUGCCAAGUACACGCCUGACAGUAACGAGAAAGAAAAGGCGGCCGUGUUACGAAGUCUCGAACGCAGUAAAGAGAUCCUGAGUCGCGUUAACCAGGCGGUGAAGGAGGCUGAGGACUAUCAGCGACUUGUAGACAUCCAACGAACGAUCGAUCGAUCGGCCUUUGACAAGUUCGAUCACCCGACCGUACAGGAGUUCAAGCAUCUCGACAUCACGAAGCGCAAAUUGAUUUACGAGGGACCGCUGCAGUGGCGACGCACCGAACCGAAUCGAUCGAUGCCGAAUCGCUCGGUGCCAAAACCGGUAGAUCUGCAUGUAGUUCUGCUCGAUGAUACAAUCUUCUUCCUACAUCGACAAGACGACAAAUAUCUGCUUAAGUUUAUUAACACGACCAACCAGGCAGGCAAUUCCGUGCUCAGUCCAAUCGUCAAGCUGUCCACUGUACUCGUACGCCACAAUGCCGCCGAGAAGGACUCUCUCUAUCUGGUUAAUACGUCGCAGAACGGCGCGCAAAUGUACAAUCUAGUGGCGCCGUCUUCCGCGGAGCGCAAGCUCUGGUGUAAACACAUCUCCGAAGCCGUGGAAGCUUACAAGGCGCGCGAUCGCCAAGGAAGAAGACCAACGCCGCCUACUAUGCUCCCGGAGGAACCGACGCACGCGAUGGAAGACGGAUCGCCUUCAGAAGCAGACAGCGUAAUUGUUGAGAAGGCUCAAUCACAGAAUAGAGAAUCGAGGGAGCUUGGACAAAACGCUGCUGCCGGUAUGCAGGAGCAUGAUGAGGAGACACCGGAAAACACCACUACUACGGAAACUCCCACGAUCGAACAAACGCAACAACGGACGCAACAGCAAUCGACUGUUGAAUCGCCCAUGACAGGUGUAGCGGAGCCCUUACGAAUGGUCACAUGCACUCAGCUCUCAUUGAUAGAUCCAUUGGAAGUUCAUGUAGAGGUACCACCGGUGCAUAUUGCAGAACCGGUCCUUACACCAAUAGAAUGUCUGAGGCGUAAGGACGAAAUAAUCAAACAGGCUCUACUUGAGAAGCACAUAUUAAUGGCAGAUAUAUUAAAUAUUCCUAAAGAAGAUUUCGAGCAUGUGGCAGACAUAGCAUCUGAACCAUCCGCUGAGAAAGAACCCGCUGAACUUAUACUUGCUGCUAUUAGCCAAACGGAUCAUCUAGUGGGAAUGUUGAAUUCUGCAUUAAAUGUAAGCGAAACGGAAACGAUAUUUGCAUCGUGUGGAGCAUCGGCAUUAUCGUCUCCCGCUGCAUGCGAAGCUACCGGUUGUCCCACGCUACGAAACCAUUCGCAUUCUCAACAAUCGAUCAUGGGGAUGAUGCAGCCAAUUUGUCAUUAUCUUACGUCCCAGCUUUCGCAACUGUCACAACUCCUGGAAAUCAUAAAGGAGAGAGAAGAAGAACGGGAAAAAUUACGAAAAGAAUUGCGUAGAAGUAGAGAACGUAUACAUGCACUUGACACCGACGUACAGCGCCGUGAAUUUUCAGAAGUGAUAACCACGACAACACACACGCAAACAGCAACUGAUGACGUCGUGCAUCAAGAUAGUUGCACCGAUGACAUCAUUCGCGAUGAGUUCGUCGAUGCACGCGGAGAAACGAUUGGAGAUUCAAAUACGGAAAAUCUUAAGCUUCAAGCGGAAACCGAGAUGAUGGGCGACAGCGUUGGCUGAAACGCAGCUGAAAAAACGUUCCGUCGAUCAUAUCCUUUUUGAUCUUGGUGCAUUUCAUGAGCGGUGCUGGAACGUUCUCGUAUACCGAAAGAGAUCAGAAUUAUUUGUAGAAAAAAAACUGAAAAACGCGCGAACGAUACAUAUAUACGUGUGUGAGACAUAUAAUUCUUUACUGUGGAUAAUAAUGCUACGUAUAUACAGAAGAGAGAAACAAGUCGUCAUUAGCUGUUUUAUUUAUCUGAUAAAAUUUUUGGGAAAAACAUUUGAUAAUAUUUGAUUAUAUGAUAACAUAUAUUUAUAUACUGUAACUUUUUUCAAUUAAUAGAAAUUCGAUGCAUAAUGUUAUGGAAUACGAUAUGUACUACAAAUCUGAGUUCACAGAUUAUCUCUUUUUCUAGAUGAUCUUUUUUAUUACUUUGUAAAACACCGAAAACAUAUGUCGCAUAUUUCUUAUGCAAUGUGAUUUUUCAUGUCCUGCCAAAUUUGUAUAGAUUGUUCACAUAUAAAGUUCCUUCAAGAUAAUCUUACAGAAGAAAAUUGUUUGCUGAUGUGUAUACCGAACAAUAUCGGCUUAACUCAGAUUAUUAAACACGAUUAUAUAUAUGUGAGUAAUAUAAUUAUUAUUAAUAAUAUAAUAUAAUGAUUAUAUUAAAUAUCAUGUUUCAUGAAUCGUAUAUCUUUUUAACAAUAAAUAUCGAUUAAUUAAGAUAUUAUAUAUACUACCCAUGCUUUUUUUUGUUAAAUUUUUCAAAAGUUUUUAUCAAAAUAAAACAGCUGAUAAACUUUUGUUUCAUUCCUGUAUUCACCAAAAUAUGGAUCGAUGAUUUUGCCAAAGAUUUUAUGUAAAUAGAUUUACAUAAUCUGCAUUAAUCUAUCAGACGCAACUUUUUGUACAUCAUCGUGUUGUUAUUUUGCGAACUGCGAGUCCUGUAUAUUAUUAUUAUUAUUAUAUUAUAUUAUAUAUUAUUAUUAUUAAUAUUAUUAUUAUUAUUUAAGAAGCCCGGUUUAUAUGUAAAUGCAAAAACGGAUAACGAAGUUAUGCGCGAAAAAUUUGUACACUUUAAUUAUUAUUAAUUAUAACUAUUGUUAAUUUCUUUGAAUUUUUCGUGCAUAUAUCAAUGUUGCAACAUAUAAAUCUGGAUUCCACUCAUUAUUUCAAAAAAUAGUAAAAUGGAAAUUAUAUAUGAUAGCUUGUGAAUAUUCGAUUCUUUAUACCAGAAAUAUAGAAAAAUCCUUUUGCGAGAUAUUAAGAGAAAUUACAUAAAAAAUGCGAUUUUCUCACAUUCUUACAAAAUUGUGCAUUAAAAAGCUACUGUUUACAAAUGGUGAUCAUAAGAUGUAUGUUAACAAUUCGAUACUCACAUAUAGAAUAUCUAUAAAAGAACUGGAUAGAAAAAAGUCUUGAGACGAUCAACUUGUUACACAUAAUAAAAAAAAUUGUGGAUCAAAAUUUUGCACGAUUUACAGCUUCCACAAUUCGUUAAAUAUCUGAGCAAAACACUAGAAAUUGUUUUAGCAUCUAAGAUUUUAUGGAUUUUUGAGAAAUCUGCUUUGUCUAAAAAUCUAGGAAUUUAAAAUCCAAGGAUACGAGGAUUCUAAAAUAUAAGACUCCAAGAAUCUACAAAUAUAAACAUACAAUUUUUUUAUAAAGUAGACGGUAGUUUACGUACUUAAAUAAAUUUCGUACACACAUAUACCACGCUCGUGUGAAUUCAUGCAGGAUGUCUCAAAAUGUGUCUCAGAUAUGUAUCACUAGCAUAAUCUUCUCUCGUUUUUUAUUCAUUUUACGAUUUUAGAAAUUAUUUUUUUUUAAUGAAGAUUUAAAUUUUUU